Messenger RNA from Aspergillus ibericus CBS 121593, 2407 nucleotides. Its product is annotated as calponin homology domain protein. Lineage: Eukaryota; Fungi; Ascomycota; Eurotiomycetes; Eurotiales; Aspergillaceae. The transcript has 2 exons. The coding region runs from base 319 to 2061 and encodes 580 amino acids. Gene Ontology annotation, molecular function: protein binding. The record is from RefSeq and is a predicted model, not a curated record.
UGAGAGUCUUGUCCCUCUCGGUUGCUGCUGAGUGUUUUUCCCUGGCCUUCUUCGGUUGAUCUUCUGGAUCCAUCACACUUGCUCAUCUCGUCGGCCUCACGCCUUUCUUCUGCCUCCCAUCCAGACCCUUUCGAUCUUCCGGUCCAUCCGCCCUCCCCUCAGCCCCCUCCUGAACCCCUGUGACGUACCGGCGUUUGUCCCACCGACGGCCACUAUAAACAGCUACCCCCCCUAUUUUCUUCGCUAGCUGCCCAACGGUGCUUCUCGAAUCGGUCUGCAUGUCCCUGACUACUUGAUCGAGUUGGCUCGAACUUGAAAAUGGCCUCCGUUACCUCGCUCGACAAGGACCUGCGCAAUUUGCGCCUGUCCCGCUAUACCCCGCAGGCAGCAGCGGAAGUCCGUACCUGGAUCGAAGAAGUGCUUCACGAAAAGCUCCCAGCAGGAGAUCUUCUUGAUGCCUUACGAGAUGGCGUUGCGCUUUGCAAGCUUGUGAAUCUGGCAGUCUCCCCCGGCGUCAAGUACAAGCAGUCCUCGAUGCCCUUUGUGCAGAUGGAGAAUAUCUCUCACUUCCUUCGCGCGUGUCAAAUUCAGCCCAUCAGCCUUCCUCCGCAUGAUGUCUUCCUCACUGUCGAUCUCUACGAAGCCAAGGAUCCCGCACAGGUCCUGCAGUGUCUUACGUCUUUCAGCAGACGUGCCAAUGCCCUCCAGCCUAGCAAGUUCCCUCGCGCACUGGGCCCCCAGAGCAAGGCAGCGAAUUUGAGCCCGAAUGCUACCGGUUCCAGCCAAGGCGCAUACACGCCCACCAAGUCGAGUGUUUCCGGACACUCGAGUCCGGCAAGGUCUCCGAAGCCCGUCAGCAGUUGGAGCAAAAAGUCAGAUGAGGUUGUCACGGCUCCGGCCUGGAACAUUCACCAGUACGGCUACAUGGGUGGCGCCAAUCAGGGCAACCAAGGUGUCGCCUUUGGGGCCCGUCGGCAGAUUACCUCUGCUGCCCCCCGGGUGCCUAGUCUGGCGGAGAAGGAAAAGCGGAGACAGGAGGAACAAGAACGACAGCUUUUGGAGCAGCAAGAAGCUGAGCGUCGCCGCCAACAAGAGCGUGAGGCGGACGAGGAGCGUGCUCGAAUUGAGGAGGAACGCCGAUGGGAGGAGGAAAGUGCUCGUCAGAGGGAAAAGGAACGACGCAAUGUUGAGGAUGAGAGAAAGCGUUGGGAGGCACAACAGCGCAAAUGGGAAGAAGAGGAACAGCAACGUGUGCGAGAAGAGAAAGAAACUGAAGAUAGGCUGGAGCGUGAACGGUUGCAGCGGCGAGAGGCGCACGACAGUCGCCUCAACGGACAGUUCCUCAGUCAAUAUCAAGCCAGUCUGCCAAGUCCUGCCCAACCGGUAUCCAGCGAGACUCGUGAAAGGCAACGGAUCCGAGAACUUGAACGCGAGUUGGAGCGCGCGAAGGAGAGAGAGCGCCAAUAUGAGCGCGAACGCCAGGACAAGGGCCCGGGGUCGCCCCAGUCUCCUCGAAGCCCCCGCCCCGUCCCUGUGCCACCCAAGCCAAGCUAUGAUCUGUCUUCGCUGGAGCAGGAACGCCGCAUGCUUCGCACCGAAUGGCAGAACCACCGCGAUGAGGGACUGGCCGAGGAGCCGAACAGCCCUCCGGCCAUGCCCCCACGGCCCCUCCCAGAGCCAACCGAGGCGAAGCCAGCCAUGCCGCCCCGUCCCCUCCCUGACCCAGUCGCCUACGCCGCUCAGGCCCAAGCGCAAGACAGCCGUGUCGACCGCUUCCUCGCCUCGAAUCGCCCACCUACCGCACCCAAGCCCGCCACCCACCGUCCACAGGACUACACAACAACAGCGGAGGUCGAUGCCGAGAACAGCCGUCGCGCAGCAGCCCAGGAGAAGACCAAAGCCGGCGGCUGGGCCUCCAAGUCCCUCCUCGAGCGGGAGAUGGAACGUGAACGAGAGCGCCAGCGGGAGUGGGAAGAGGACCAAAGACAAACCCAAGAGGCCGCCGCCAGAGGCGUUGGAGGAGCACGCCGACAGAUCAUUGGCCCGCGCCCACAAUCGUAAACAACUGAAGUUUACAUCUAUCCAGUAUCCACAUCAUCUCACCUCAUUGAUAUCCACCUCCGCAGCUGCGAAGUUUCAUAUACCCUUUUACCCUACGCGGUCUUGGUUAGUUACCACUAGGUUUGCUUUUGGGCGGAGGGAUGAUUUCUGGGUUUUAGUUUACAAAAAUCGCAUCAUGUAAAUAGUUAUUUAUUUUCGCUGCACCGUGAUUUGGGUCACAAAUUUUGAUAGACAUUUUACAAUUUUCAUGGUUUGCAGUAAGGGUAUCUAUGCAUUAGUAGUAGUUUUUCAAGGACGUUCUCUUGAUUGGUCAAACAAUAAGUGUCAGACAGGAAUAGGUCAAUCA